This is a messenger RNA of Acanthopagrus latus (yellowfin seabream), 5595 nucleotides long. RefSeq names its product oxysterol-binding protein-related protein 11-like. Lineage: Eukaryota; Metazoa; Chordata; Actinopteri; Spariformes; Sparidae. The record is from RefSeq and is a predicted model, not a curated record. Gene Ontology annotation, cellular component: intracellular membrane-bounded organelle; cytosol; membrane. The transcript is spliced from 14 exons. Gene Ontology annotation, molecular function: sterol binding. Bases 325 to 2553 code for a protein of 742 amino acids.
GGUCACAUGACUGCUUCCCUGCCAAAGCAGUAAAUAUCAGGCGAGCUAGCAAGCGGCAGUUUCAGGCUACCAGGCUACUCCCUGUAUCAGCAGCACAGACAAUGUUUUAUCACCCGUUAUUUGACUUGACCGGUUAACAACCCCGCGUCCGUUGGGUGUGUGGUGCGUCUCGAUAAGCGAUGACCCGACUGCUUCUUCUUGUGUCAUAACGGAGGCUCGUCCGCUUCAUCAAAUCUGUGACUUAGCCAGCUAGCUGGCUUGACAGGUUAGCUUAGCGCUAGCAAGCUGAGUUAGCGUCUAAAGAGGGCUUCGUUGCUAGUGACUAUGCAAGGGGAGACCACGGCUAUACGAAUCACGGAAAGCGAAGGGAAGCUGGAUGUAUUCCCCCAGAACAGGACCCCCAGCUCGGGGAGGGCAAGUGCCAAAAGCUGGCAGUACAGCGAUCACAUGGAGAAUAUUGAUGGCUACCUGAUGAAGUACACCAACCUUGUGACAGGCUGGCAGUACAGGUUCUUCGUCUUAAACAAUGAGGCGGGCUUUCUGGAGUACUUUGUCAAUGAGCAGUCGCGGCCCCAGAAGCCCCGCGGGAUGCUUCCCCUGGCGGGUGCCGUCAUCUCUCCCAGCGACGAGGACUCGCACACCUUCACCGUCAACGCCAUCAGCGGGGAGCAGUACAAGCUCAGGGCCACCGAUGCCAAAGAGAGGCAGCACUGGGUGAGCAGGCUGCAGAUCUGCACGCAGCACCACACAGAGGCCAUGGGGAAGAACGGAUGUGAGCCGGACAGUCUGCAGCUUCCUGUUUUCCUUCCUCCCAAUGCCAAAGGAGCAGUCGAACAGAGUAAUCCCCCACCCAAGUCGCGGAGCUACUCGAUGGCGUCUCAAGGCAGCGGCAGCUCCCCCAUGUCAAUGCGCCGGCCCAGCCAAAACCCCAACAACUUGUUCAACUGGUCGCAGGUCAACAAGGGCUCGUCGCUCUACUCCAGCAAGAGGUCACUGCUGCCGGACCACCUGAUGGACGCCAGAGAGAUGAUGAGCCAGGCCCAGGGCCAGCACAGAGAUCUGAUCCAGAGCAUCGAGGGCCUCCCCGCCGCCCCUGGCCUGUCCCCUCUCGACCAGGACCUGCUGAUGCUCAAGGCCACUUCCAUGGCCACCAUGAACUGCCUGAACGAGUGCCUGCACAUCCUUCACCUGCAGCAGGUGGCCAGGCAGCGAGGCUCGCUGGGAGGACCCACCAUCGAGUGGCUGGAGCCCAAGCUGCCCGACAUCCUGAAGAACGGCAGCAGCUCCCUGGGCAGCUUCACGACCGGGGAGGGCCCACUGGAGGGGAGCCGGCUGGAGCUCAGCAGCCCCGAGUCCUGCAGCUUCUCUGGGGAGCAGGAAGACAUCAGCGCAGACGAUGAGGCGGAGGACGGCUUCUCGGACAAGGAGGAGGACCUGGGAGCUGUGGAGGAGGAGCGCAGCGUCAUCCUACACCUGCUGUCCCAGCUGAAGCUGGGCAUGGACCUCACACGGGUGGUCCUCCCCACCUUCAUCCUGGAGAAGCGCUCUCUGCUGGAGAUGUACGCCGACUUCAUGUCCCACCCGGACCUCUUCGUGGCCAUCACCGACGGCAGCAGCCCGGAGGACCGCAUGGUCCGCUUCGUGGAGUACUACCUCACUUCCUUCCACGAGGGCCGCAAGGGCGCCAUCGCCAAGAAGCCCUACAACCCCAUCAUCGGCGAGACCUUCCACUGCUCCUGGAAGGUUCCCAGGAGAUCGGAGGCGUCCAAGGAGCCGUCACAGGGAAGCCCCGACCCAGCCGCCUCCCAGGAGCCCUACCAAGUGCGCUUCACGGCGGAGCAGGUGUCCCACCAUCCACCCGUGUCCGGCUUCUAUGCUGAAUGCCAGGAGAGGCGGAUGUGUGUGAACACGCACGUGUGGACCAAGAGCAAGUUCAUGGGGAUGUCCAUCGGAGUGUCGAUGAUCGGGGAAGGCUGUCUUUAUCUGCUGGAGCAUGAUGAAGAAUACACCUUCACGCUGCCUUGUGCGUACGCGCGCUCCAUCCUCACCGUCCCAUGGGUGGAACUGGGCGGCAAAAUCAACAUCAGCUGCGCCAAGUCGGGCUACUCGGCAGUCAUCACUUUCCAGACUAAACCGUUUUACGGAGGCAAAUUACACAAGGUAACGGCGGAGGUGAAGCAAAACAGCACCAACGCGGUGGUGUGUCGCGUGCAGGGUGAGUGGAACGGCGUUCUGGAGUUCAGCUACACCAGCGGAGAGAUGAGGGUGGUCGACGUCACCAAGCUGCCUGUGACGAGGAAGAGCGUCCGGCCGAUCGAGAAGCAGGGGCCGACUGAAUCCAGACGCCUGUGGCAGCACGUGACUGAGUCCUUACGGGAGAAGGAUAUCGAAAAAGCCACGGAGCACAAGAGGCUCCUGGAGGAGCGGCAGAGGACGGAGGAGAGGCACCGCGUCGAGACCGAAACCGCUUGGAGGACCAGAUACUUUGACAGAGAGGGUGAAGGAUGGGUCUAUCACAAACCACUUUGGAAAAACUCUGCAUUCAAAUCCUAGUUUCUUCAGCUCGUUUCUUGGAUGUUGAUACUGUAGAUUCAGGUGUGAGUGUGUGUGUGUGUGUGAGUGAGUGUGUGUGUGUGGUUGGCAGUUUUGAAGCGAGAGCACGACCUGCACUGACGUACAGACGAAUGCAAGCCGCAGGGAGACGGACAGAGAGACGGUGCGACCGAAGGCGUUCUCGAAUCUCUCUCACGACAUUCACGAAGCCUCCAAGUACAAGCUUUUGUACUGCUGAUCAGUCUUUUUUUCUUUUCUUUUUUUUUUUAUAAUCCAAUGUCAAUGAAACAUAUUCUUGUACAGGUAAUGGUACUCUAUUUACACAGCCUUAAGAUAGUCUGAUGAAUGAUGCUCUCAGUUUGGGCUUUUCUGAUCAACCUGGAUUUGGUUCUUCUUCUUCUUCUUCUUCCUCCUUUUUAAAGCUGUGGUAUCACACUAAUGUCAAGCGACUCUUGAGGAGUUUCUUUCUCUAAAAUAAGAUAUCCAACAUGACAGAAAGCAAUUGGAAUACUGCCUGAUAGAUGUGAUGCUGUGAAACUGUUGUAAAUUGGAUUUAGUGUACUGGAAUGUAAAGAUGCUGUACAUGAUCUCUAUAUAUGUUAAAGAACCUGAGAACUGUUGCUUCAAAUCGACGUUUUUCUCGACAAGAUUUAACAUUUUACGACUGAAUAAGCAACAGUGAAACUCUAAAACGUUUUAGGUACAAAAACUCAAAGUAAUCUGCUUCAUCGGGACUGUAGGUGUGUGAACUGUAACCAUGCAACCCAUCAGCUGUCGGCAGAUUCUGUUUCAGAUGUUCCUUAAUCCUGACUGGUGCACGAAAGUCAUGCGUCAUACUUCAACCUGUGAGGAAAACACACAGAUGUUUCAUGUUGAUGUAAGAAGUUUUCAGGGCUUUUAAACCUCCACAAACAGUUGACUCUACUAACAAAGAAGCCAGAAGUAAAUUUACAUGCACACAAUAUUCUGAUCUCCAGGUAAUCAUCUGAGGGCAAUACUUCCUGUAUUAUAAUAUAGUUUAUACACAUGGAUGGUUUGAUUCUGAAGAAUUUGUCUUGAGGAAACAACCAAACGUUUGAGCAGCAGCGGGAAAAAAUAAAUUGUAGUGCAAAUAAAAGAACGACAAAAAGCUUAGCUUAGCACAAAGACUGGAAACCGGGGGAAACAGCUAGAGUGUCUGUCAAAAAGGAAAAAAGGGAGAUUUGAAGCUCGCUAAUCUAAAACUCUGUGUCUCAGUUGUUUAUCUGAACGAAACCCAAAUUGUAAAAGAGACAAGUUGUGGGUUUAGGAGGAACUUUUUCUUGGCGGGGAGCAGUGACUUCCUCAGGUCUUAUAUUGAGAUUUCUGCUCCUGACCAUGAAUUAGUCCAGCACUUUACCCUGGUUUUCAGUCUUGAUGUUGACUUCCUGGUUUAAAGGGACAAAGGGUCAGAAAAUUUAAUGACAUUUUUUUUAAAAAAGGAAAUUGUCAAAAAAAAAAAUAGCUGAUAUUCCUAUAAUGAGAUAAGCUCCAUAAAACUCUGGAAUCUAAGAUUUGGUCACGAUUUUCAAGGAGAGACAAAGUCCCUCAUCCAUGGGACCUUAUUUCAGAAAUAAUCUGUAUUCUGGUUAAUGGCGAAAGACAAAAGAUUUAAACUUUUAAAGAUCAUUUUGGAAGUCAAAAAAAGUGGCAGUUUGUUGUAAUGUUUGCGAAACAACUCUGCGAGCUACAUCUCUUGUCACCAACAUGGCCGUCAACUUGGCCCAGAAAGUUAGCAUGCUAACUUCUAUAGAUAUACAUAACAUAUUGCAGCUUUGAAUUGAUAAACGUGUGUUUUAAGAAAGAGAAUCAACUUGAUUUGAUUUCAAGAUCAUUUGUCUCUCGCCAUGAACCAUUUUGCAUGUUUUUCCUGAAAAAAAAAAAAGAUUUUAUCUAUUUCCAUGUUGUAAAAUUGGUGGAGUGACCCUUUAACCGGGUAAGGCUGCCCUUGAUAAUGACUUCAGGUGUUCAGACGAUAGUCUCAACAGUGAUCGUAUAUCGCCUUAACUUGCUUUAUCAGGUAAGUUGUGUGCAUCUAGAUCUACUUUAUUCAUCUCUAAAUUCUCAUGUAUUUAAUUGUUGUUUGAUGCUUUAUCGAUAUCGAUGUGUUGACGUAGUCACACUGCUUGAAUGGCAUGUCGUAGACUAGCUGACGAAUAACCAAAUUUUUUUAAUUAUCGAAAAACGACCACGAUCGGGUGAGUCACACGUGAAUGCAUCUAAAGAAUUGCUCCCCCACCGUUCACACCCUUCUUGUUUUUUUUUCUUUUUUUUAGUCCUGUGGUUUAACGGUGGAUGGUGAAAAUACCUGCUUGCAUGAUAGCAAAGUCUCUCUGUUCACACUGAUUGCAGUAAGUAUACUGCUCCUGUGUCUGCAUUACUUCAAUUUAUAAGUGUCUGUCAUGAAGAGCUUUUAACCAAAUUUGCUUGUUUUGUAAUGCAAAUAAAUAUUAUUUUCUUUGAAUGCAUCUUUCUCCCCCAUCUCGCGCUUGAACUGCUCUGAUUUUUGAGCCACUUUUGUACAGACGUCAAGUGUUGGAUCAGUGUUUUCUCUUUCCUUUCCUUUGCAUCUACUAUACUGUGAUGUACAUACGAUGUAAUAUUUCUCCCCCCUCGACUAAACCGCCGCCUCACAUUCUCAAAGCGUCCCCCCAGUCAGAAAGAGGAAAUCCACCCCGCCAUCGAUAAGCUACUCCCCUCCACGUCUCGGUGCCUUAUGCAAACUCUUUCUGUGUCUUCCAGCGAAGGAGCACAGCAUUUUCAUCAGUUACUUACCUGACAGAUGCAACGGCGUAUGUAUUGUUUGUGUGGUUGCGUGUGCUUUCUUUUGAGACUCCGUGCUUGAUGUUGAGAGCUAAGCACUUUCAUUCUAGGUUUUGGCAUUCUCUUGUUUUGUUUUGUUUUUUUUGAUUCUACUGGUUGUCUUGCUGACCUAUGAAAUGCACUGACAUUGAAGGAAACCUGAUGUUGUAGAAAAAAUGGACGUGUGAUGAUAUUAAUCAAAUAAAUUACGUAUCAGUUGUA